This is a messenger RNA of Cajanus cajan (pigeon pea), 2914 nucleotides long. Its product is annotated as mitogen-activated protein kinase kinase kinase 1. NCBI's taxonomy places the organism in Eukaryota, Viridiplantae, Streptophyta, Magnoliopsida, Fabales, Fabaceae. Gene Ontology annotation, molecular function: ATP binding; MAP kinase kinase kinase activity. Gene Ontology annotation, cellular component: cytoplasm. Gene Ontology annotation, biological process: protein phosphorylation; MAPK cascade. The record is from RefSeq and is a predicted model, not a curated record.
CAGUAGCUAGCAACUGGUCCAAGAAGAAGAAGCGAGUUAAAAGAAGAAAGAAAGAAAUGAAAUGAGAAAGUAAAAAGAAAAAAGUCCACGAGAGCAAUCCGAGUCAUGCAUUGGUCGUCGAUGUGGCACCGCGUUUUGUGUUUCCAGUUCAACGACGUUUACCAGUGGCGUGUGUGUGCAGUCUUUCUUCACUUUCUCUUCCUCCUUCCACCCCCGUUUCUCUCUGGUCAGCUCCGUUUACUUUCUCCCUCGUCUCAUGCGUUUCCUUUCUCACACAACGCCAGAGAGAACCAACCAACCAACGCUAUAAAAUCACGAACCUCCCUUUCGUUUUCUCCAUUUCCCGCUCCACCUGUUGCAGCCAUUGACGUCGCCGUUUUAGAUGGAUUAUUCAGAUGAAUCGCCUAUCUCGGAUUUUUGACCACAGCAACCAAACCAACACCAUGGACCGCAAGAACCCGCGCCGCAAGCCCAGGCUCGAGCGCCGCAACGCCCUCAAGUACUCCGAAUACGACGCCGCAUCGUCUUCCUCCUCGCUCGACGACGCGCUCUACACGCGCUCCAUGGAGUUCUACGACCGCACCAGUUUCCGAAUUGAAGGCGUCGAGGGCGAGUUCGAUCGAAUUUGUCGCAGCUUGGGCCUCUCCGGCCCGGAGGACUUCGCUAUUCCCGCCGCGGCGUGGGAGGCCAUGAAGUUUCGUUCCUCUUCGGAUAUUCUCCCCAGGCUGAAGCUCGACAACCUCGAAAUUCAGGAGGACGAAGAGGAGAAAGAGGAGAGGAAAAUAGAUUCGGCAGAGGAAGGUGAAUCGAGUGGAGAAUGCGGAGAUAAUAAGGUUAGGGUUAGGGUUAGGGAAGUAGAUGAUUCUAGCGAGUGCUGCAGUGGUAUUAAGGGGGUUCGGCCGCCGAUGCUGAAGCCGCCGCCGGGGGUGAAGGUUACGGCGGUGGAUAGCGCGUGUUCCACGUGGGACCUUUUGAGGGAGUUGGCGCCGCAAGGGGAAGGGUAUCCGGUGAACCAUUCCGACGAAGAGAGGGAAGUGGAGAGAGGAGACGCGGUGAAGGAGGAAGGGGAGGUUGGUGGAGUGAGUCCGAAGAGAGAAGAGGAAGGGAAUGUGGAUAAUGGGGCGAGGAUUGCGGAGAUUGUUGCGGGGCUUUCUGAGUCGAGUUUGUUUUCCACUUCCAAUGAAGAUGAUUCUUCUAGUAGCACCACGGACCCUAAGUCCACGAACAUUUCUCCCAACACGAGGAUCAAGCGUAUUAUUACUGCCGGUAGCUGGCAGAAGGGUGAGUUCUUAGGGGGUGGCUCGUUUGGUUCCGUUUAUGAAGGAAUUUCUGACGAUGGAUUCUUUUUUGCCAUAAAAGAAGUUUCACUACUUGCUCAAGGGAAUCAGGGAAAGCAAAGUAUCUAUCAACUGGAGCAGGAAAUAGCACUUUUGAGUCAGUUUGAGCACGAGAAUAUUGUUCAAUACUAUGGCACAGAAAUGGACGAAUCAAAGCUGUAUAUCUUUCUUGAGCUUGUAACCAAAGGUUCCCUUAGAAGCCUCUAUCAGAAGUAUACGCUUCGAGAUUCCCAAGUAUCUGCAUAUACCAGGCAGAUUCUGCAUGGUUUGAAGUAUCUUCAUGAUCGAAAUGUGGUUCACAGGGAUAUUAAAUGUGCAAAUAUAUUGGUGGAUGCAAGUGGAUCAGUCAAGCUUGCAGAUUUUGGAUUGGCGAAGGCAACCAAAUUGAAUGAUGUUAAAUCAAUGAAGGGGACAGCAUACUGGAUGGCUCCUGAGGUUGUAAAAGGAAAAAACCAAGGUUAUGGGCUUCCAGCUGAUAUGUGGAGUCUGGGAUGCACUGUACUGGAAAUGUUAACAGGGCAACUUCCAUACUCUAAUUUGGAAUUUAUGCAGGCAUUAUUUAGAAUUGGAAAAGGUGAGCGACCUCCUGUUCCAGACUCCCUUUCAAGCGACGCGCGGGAUUUUAUCCUGCAGUGCCUUCAAGUUAAUCCAAAUAAUCGUCCUACUGCUGCUCAACUUUUAAACCAUUCAUUUGUCCAAAGGCCACUUUCCCAGUCCUCUGGUUCUUCAUUUCCUCAUAUUCAGGGCCGGAGAGGUUAAACUAUAUGUCAUUUUCAAAUAUGAAACAUUAUGGAGGAUGCACGUAGAAUUCCUUUAGUUAGAGUUGGUCAGGGUUCAAGUGCGCUUUUAUUCUUAUUUGGGGCCCAUUGUUCAUGCAAGCAUAACUGAAAUAAGAAAAGGAAGAAAAGCAGAAAUUGUUCCUAACCUGUUUGUUUGCAUCCAUUUGCGCAUAUCAUUGUGGCGUUGUUGGAUUUAUCUCUUUCAGUGGCUUAUUUGAUCAUUUGAUGAUAGUUCUGUUCUUCAUUGCAUGUAACGUUUCCAAUGUUCAGUUUUGAUGUUGCUGGGGUUCAUAUAGGGUCCAUUACUGCAGCAAUUUGUUGAUUUGCUCGUGUUGUAGCAUUUGGAGUUUGCUUGCCUGCAACUUGUAUCAACUUUCGAGCGCUGCUUUGGAUCUAACACGUCAUACGGAACUCUAAAGAACCAAAGUUAUCGACUUGGCAAUAACCUAUUGGAGAAUUAUGCUCAAUGUGUUAUCUAAUUACUCUGAUGAUUUGUUCGUUGUAGCAAAGGUGAAGAUCAGCCUGAAAGAGUUACCCCUGCCUUCCCCCUCAAAUUAACUGACCGGCGAAAAACCUGUAGGGCUUAACUUGGAGCAAUAGUAGCAAGAAUUGGGGACUAUUCUAUUUGUAAAUAUUUUUUUUUAUUACAAUUAGCAUGCCAUUGUUUCUGUACAUCUAUAUUUCCAAAAAAUAUAAUUUAGUCUAAUCUUUUUUAAUGUUUCGCACUUUAUGUAUGGCCUCUCUGAAAAUUUGGUCUUUGGUUGAAUGCGAUUGUAUGAGCAGAUGGUUUAGAUUCAA